Messenger RNA from Misgurnus anguillicaudatus (oriental weatherfish), 3093 nucleotides. RefSeq names its product tapasin-related protein. Lineage: Eukaryota; Metazoa; Chordata; Actinopteri; Cypriniformes; Cobitidae. The record is from RefSeq and is a predicted model, not a curated record.
UUCUUAUUAACUGGGUGCUCCCAAUUGAAAGGCGCUGAUGUCUGAUGAUGUCACAGUUGGCUCGUACACUUAGCUGCAGUGAUAUGAAAGAGGAAGUAGGCUACAUUGAUUGCAUGGCGGUUUUAGGAAAGUGGAUUGAUUGUCCUAAGGACGAUGUUCAGUAUUAUGAUGUGGGGUUUUAGGAUUCUUAUCCUUUUGCUUUUAUGCUCAGGUUUAAAUGGAUUUAAAUCUUUUCAUGAUGUUCAGUGGCUUCCUUGUCAGUUUGUGGAUGAGAAAGUGCACGUGAAUGAGGAGGGUCACAUAGAGACCCAGUAUAUUUAUAGAAAAGCGGCGAUUCAGUUUGGUAAUAUUGGUGACAGCCCUUUAUACCCCACUAUAACCUUUCUUGUUACUGCUUCUAAAGUAGACAUGAGGCGUUAUGUGGAGGGAGGCGAUGAUGACAAAUUAAACUGUGAGAUCCGUAGAUACAGCACAGUAGAUAAAGUGCAUGCGCGGUGGCCUACUAUGGGUGCACAAGAGUUUGAUGUCUGGUUCAGCUGUACUUUACGUCAUACUAAAGACGAGUUCAUCAUCACCACUUUCCUCAGACGCACACCUUCUGAUCCUGCCAAAGGAAAGGUGGACUAUCUUCAAUGGUUAACAGUUAAUGAUAAGGAUCUUCUGACAACAUCAGCUGCGAUGGUUGUCCUGACACGGACCCCUUCUGUAGAAGUGGGGUUUCUGAAGGAGCCGACCCUACACUGUCAGUUUGCAGUGGAUCACAAGAAUCCCAAUGUAACAGUGGAUUGGAAACUUCAGAGAAGUCACGGGAAACGCAGCCAGCUGUUUAGCUACACCAGCCGUACAGGGACAUCUGAGGGUACAGGAGUGUCCGUCAAGGCCAUCGGUGUCGGAAACGCCUCCUUUAAACUUUCACCCACAAGAAAACAUUCAGAGGGCACUUACAUCUGCUCCAUUCUCGUCCCUCCUCUUAGUUGCAGCCAUAAUAUACCUCUUCAUCUAAGAGAACAACCCCGUGUGUCUUUGAAUGUGGGCUCUACGUUGUCUCUGACACUUGGUGAGGGGCAUAAGGUUGCGUGUGAUGCAGAAGGAUACUAUCCAAUGGAUGUGAACAUUGAAUGGUUACGAGAACCAGUCAGCGACAACCCGUCACCUGUGUUACUGAAAAAUGUUUGGCACUCCAGUCAUCGGUUUCAUCACAAUGGCACAUACUCGCUCUCAGCCUUUCUUCAAUUACGGCCUGGCCUGGGGGACUCAGGAUAUAAGUACACUUGCAAAGUAUCCCAUACGUCUUUGCUUGUACCCAUUCGAAAAAGCUUCAUGCUUACAGUCAUAGUACCUGACUUGACUAUGUGGUAUAUCAAAGUCAUUGGACUUAAUGGUGUCAUUUUAGGAAUUGUUUUUAAGCUGCUGCGUCAAUUAAUUGCUUCUCGAAAAGCUCCCUUUAAGUUUCCCGACCCUUUGGCCUGUGUGGCCUGCGUUUGAAGUCUAGCUGUGGCGGUGCAAAGAUGCAAACGAGAGACUCUGAUGUAAUCUGAUUCCAAAGAUGUGGUUUGAUUUGCGUAAAAAGUCUCAAAAAGUGGAUUCCUCUUGGUAGAGAAGACCAGCUGAGGGUGCAAAGGUCAGGAUCAGACACCCUUCCCUCCAGGGCUACACGAGAAGGGUCAGAAGGCCAGAUUCCCAGCCUUUAAAAACAGUGGAAAUGGAAAAGCAUUGCUGGCCACCGCCUUCCCCUGAACCCCCUCGUCAGCCUGCUGUCUUCUCGGACGCCCUCUGGACCAAAGUAAUGUGGGAAGUGACGUCAACCACACCGUUUUAUCAGGUCCAUUGAAGGGAGCCGUAAUUUUCUCUAUCUCUUUAACUUGUCCAUCUUUUCUGCCUCUGUUUAUCUUUCUCCCAUUAGUCACUUGUGUCUAUGACCCUCUCAUCUAAACUGUCAACUCAAUCAUGUGUGUUUGUACAAGAGCAAGACUUGUCGAUAGCUUUGGUGCCAUUGCAGCACUCUAUGUCCUUUCUUUUCAUUUAAUAAGGGGUGGUAUAAAUUAUAUAAAUCAAAUCAUAUUUGGUGUUAAUUUAUCUCUCAAAUGAUUUAAUUUUUUGACAAGGCCUUAGAUAUCAAGGUUUUAUUGUUACAGAAUGUUCUUUACAUUAUGUAGGGUGAUUUUAUGUUGUAAAAAAUACAUUAGCUGGGUUUGGGAGUCACAUUCCUGCCAAAAAAAACCAUCACAGAAAUUGUAUUGGUUUUAUUGGGAAUUUUAUUGGUUAUAAUGGAAUAUGGCCCAAAACACACUACAGUGUAUUGGUUUUUGUUGGUCUCUAAUGGUAUGUAUUGGUUCUAUUGGUUCUAUGUAUUGGUUCUAAUGGAAUAUGGCCCAAAACACACUACAGUGUAGUGGUUUUAAUGGUAAAAGCUAAUGGUUCCUAUUGGUAUUUUAAUGGAAACCAUUAGAAUUUUCUGUUAUGGUUUUAUUGUUUUUUUUCAGCAGGGAUGUCUUCUGAUGGGAAGCGAUACGUUUGUGAGAGAAAAGAGUUUUAAACAUAGACUGUAAAAAAGAUGGACGAUGCAACGUCGCCUCCCUCCAUUGUAAUGAAUUGAAGCCAAAAAUGUCCGACCAUGGUCACCGCCAUGUUACGUAAAAACGUCAGUUUGGAGUUAAGGCAUGAACAGAAGGAAUCAUCCGUGGAGCCAGAGUCGGAGCCGCAGUAUCAAGCUUCCGCCCAAACGCUCAGCGUGCCCAAUUUAACCAUGCCAAUCAUAACGACACGCCCCGUUUCUAUAGCAUCAAAUUACUAGCUAAAAUGAAACUUAUCACAAAAAUGAACAAUUGAACAUAUAUUAGCGUGAUAACAACUACUUAUAAGGACCAAAACCAUCUUUCAGAAACUUUUAUUGGAAGUGUAAAUCAUUUUUUUUAGAGCAGAGUCCCAUUCGUUUGAAAUGAGAGGGCGGGGUUUAUGACUUGUACUGCAGCCAGCCACCAGGGGGGCGAUCAAAGAGCCAGCGGCUUCACUUUUCAAGACUUAUGAGGCACACCCGGUUUUAAAGCAAUCAUUACAGUACUUUGUGGAUUAUUGCGAGAGGCGAAGUAGUCA